Molecule: messenger RNA, 2483 nt
Organism: Hypoxylon trugodes
Lineage: Eukaryota; Fungi; Ascomycota; Sordariomycetes; Xylariales; Hypoxylaceae
Exons: 4
Coding region: 44-2062 (672 amino acids)
Molecular function (GO): histone deacetylase activity
Source: RefSeq, a predicted model, not a curated record
UACAUCACCUUUUCUAGAAUCGACUCAACGUCAACACGCAGCCAUGGCGCAUGCAGCACCUGUUGAUAUCUGGAAUGGAAAUGGCAACGCCUUGGGAGCUGCCUCUCCCAAAAAGGUAGCUUAUUUUUACGAUUCGGACAUUGGUAAUUUCGCCUAUGUUUCCGGCCAUCCUAUGAAGCCUCAUCGCAUUCGGCUUGCGCACAGUUUGAUUAUGAACUAUGGUGUGUACAAGAAAAUGGAAAUAUACCGCGCGAAACCCGCCACUCGACUCGAAAUGACCCAGUUCCACACAGAUGAAUACAUCGACUUUUUGCAACGAGUUACUCCCGAGAAUAUGGACAACUUUACAAGAGAACAAGGAAAAUACAACGUCGGUGACGAUUGCCCCGUGUUCGAUGGGCUAUUCGAAUUCUGUGGAAUCAGUGCUGGUGGUAGUAUGGAGGGUGCGGCACGUCUUAAUCGACAAAAGUGCGACAUCGCAGUGAACUGGGCCGGUGGACUUCAUCACGCGAAAAAGUCGGAAGCAAGUGGCUUCUGUUACGUCAAUGAUAUUGUUCUCGGAAUCCUUGAGCUCCUUCGAUUCAACAAGCGCGUUCUUUACAUCGACAUUGAUGUCCACCAUGGCGACGGCGUCGAAGAAGCUUUUUACACUACCGACCGAGUCAUGACAGUUUCCUUCCACAAGUACGGCGAGUACUUCCCUGGUACCGGUGAAUUACGCGAUAUCGGUAUCGGUCAAGGUCGUUACUACGCGACAAAUUUCCCCCUACGCGACGGCAUCGACGACUCUUCUUACAAAUCCAUAUUCGAACCUGUCAUAUCGAGCGUUAUGGAAUUCUACAACCCAGAUGCGGUUGUUUUGCAAUGUGGUGGAGAUAGUUUAUCAGGUGAUCGUCUUGGUUGCUUCAACCUGAGCAUGGACGGCCAUGCCAACUGCGUGAAGUUUGUCAAAAGCUUCAAUCGACCCACACUAGUUCUAGGAGGUGGCGGCUAUACUAUGCGUAAUGUCGCCCGUACCUGGGCUUUUGAGACUGGUCUCUUAGUUGAUGCUCAGAUGGACCGAACGUUACCAUUCAACGAAUACUACGAUUACUACGGCCCUGACUACACGCUCGAUGUUCGAUCCUCCAAUAUGGAGAACGCGAACAGCCCCGAGUAUCUUGAAAAAAUCAAGAACCAGCUGAUCGAAAACCUCCGACGUACUGCCCAUGCCCCAUCUGUGCAGAUGCAAGAUGUCCCUCGUCAUUCUCUAGGCGCGAUGUCCGACGAAGAAGAGGCGGAACUUGAUGAUUUGGAUGAGGACGAGAACAAGGACGUUCGCAUGACUCAACGUCAAUGGGACCAGCGCAUAGAACGAGACAACGAAUACGAGGAAAGCGAUAACGAGGAAUUAGACCGAGCUAACGGAGUUCGCCGAAACGGUAGUACCCGACGUUCAAUCCUCGAUUAUCGUAAUUCCGAUGCCGAGGCUGAUAGUGGUGCUAUAACUCCCGCUAACGGUGCCGCUGAAAACGUCAUAAAUUCUAAGGAGACGGAUGACAUUGUCAUGGAGGACGCAGGAGUUAAGGAGCCUGAGCCUGAAGCGGACACUGACUCCGCCGCCAAGUCAGACAAGAAAGAUGCGGAUGAGGAGGUCCAAGCCGCUGGCAUUGCCGAGCAAGAGGAAGCACUUAAGAAGGCUCAAAGUGCUGCUAAGUCUGAUAAAGACGGCAGUGAGAGCGAGAAAACUGCUGCUCCCGAGAAUGACACCACAGAUGACAAGGAGGCACCCAAGGAAGCCGACCUCGUCAUGCAGGAUGCGGACGACGUAAAGAAAUCGCCACCCGCGGAAGCUGAGAAAGCAUCGAGCACAACGCCAGAGGCCAAGGGCAACUCCGAAUCCGACAAAGUCGAUAAGGAUGGCGAUGUUGAUAUGGAAGAAUCUACCGCCGCCGAGUCAACAAAAGAAGACAACGCAGAGGCUAAGAAGGAAGAGCCCAAGAAGGAUACUCCUGCUGCUUCUCCCAAGUCAUCAGGGGAUACUAAGACAAGCGAAACGAGCAAGGAUGAAGCAACAUCCUAAGUAUGAGCUCGAGGCACCUCAUGAUACCCCCAUCUUCGAUUUUAUUGCUUUCCUGGAAACGUGUUCAGACUAGCGUGUGGGAGGGAGAGGAUCAAACAAACAGGCUAGGUGUUUAAAGGACGUCUUCACGACCAUCGGUGUAAAUUAGUCACAGCAAAAGGCGUUUUGGUGCAAAUUGUGGUUGCGGCAUAGUCAGCGAAGAUUUCGUCAGACUUUUUAUUUUUUCGAUUUUAGCGAUGGCUUAGUUCUAAGUAUUUCAUAAAUAAGAUACUUUCAAGGCUUCUUUGAGUUUACGGCUAAAUUUUGUCUGCUUCGUGAGAUAGCAGAUGUCAUUAAUGUUCUAUGUGAAGGGUGUUAAUCAAGCAAUUUCUAUCCGAUUAUGCCAACAUCAGGAAGCGGUAUAUAAAUAUCCUCUACGCGC